GCUAAAGUCAUCAUUUGUACAUAAUGUAAAUAACAAUCUGUAAAAAUAUAACCUUGAUAUCUUUAACAUUUGAGUAAGAUCAGAUUGAAAUCAAACGUUGAUGCUCCUGAUGUAAGAAUUAGAUUAUGAGGCUCCUGUUGUGGAACGGGUUGCUUUUAAAUUUUAUAAAAUUUUCAAGUCAAAGCUAGAGUGGUAUCUUUAUCUUGUAAAUAAUGGGAAAACUAGAAAACAGCUGUGUUAGAGAAAAACUGCUGAAUCAUGGUGUUGCAGGUUAGUUUUAUCCAUGAACAAAGUUCAAACAUCAAGAACAAAGCCAUGAGGGAAUAGUGUCUUGUUUACAUUGGCAUUAUUGUAAUCAUUACCCCUUUCAUAAUAAGCCACUAACAGGCUGAAGGCAAUCUGUGUGCCAUUGCUUUACUUGCUCUCCUUACUGUUUAAACAUCCAUUUAAACUUUUAAAUACACAGCAGUAAGACAAACCAACACACAAAUGUAAAGUUGCACAGUGGCAGACCGACAUCUAUGCUGAAAAGAUGGACUACAGAGCAUUUUUCUAUCUGGUGGUCAGUUUAAUUUGUUUUGCGGCACUGGAACAGACUCGGGCUGCUGGGACGAAUAAUUGGACUGGGAAGCUAUUAGUGGUUCCUCUAGAUGGAAGUCACUGGACAGGGCUAAAGGCUGUUGCAGAAGAAAUGGCGGACAUUCUGGCAUAUAAUCUUUCAGUACCGGUGGUGAACAUGUUAAGGGGGAUGCCGUGUGGCCUUGAUACUACAGCUACAGCUUGCCCCAACCCUCCGUCUUAUGUCCCACGCUUACUUACACGAAACAUAGAUCGUAUGACCUUUGGUCAGCGUGUGGUUAACAUGUUAGUGACUAUGCUGGAAGUGCCGCUCUGUAAGAUUGUGUACGGACCCUUUGAGGAAAUAAAAUCCAACUUUAUUCAGAGAGAUGUGAGCUUGAUGGAAAUCCUGAGCAGUGCUGCUGUUUGGUUGAUGCGGUAUGAUUUCACCCUGGAGUUCCCCAAACCAAUGAUGCCCAAUAUGGUGCUUAUAGGAGGAAUUAACUGUGACAUUAGAAAUCCACUGACAAAGGUACAUUGUAAGGAUUUACUUUGUUUUUAUAGUAAAUAAAUGAAAGAAGGGAUUGGUGCUUAUAUGAAAA
Molecule: messenger RNA, 1160 nt
Organism: Paramisgurnus dabryanus
Lineage: Eukaryota; Metazoa; Chordata; Actinopteri; Cypriniformes; Cobitidae
Source: RefSeq, a predicted model, not a curated record